AUGACGAUCAAGGCAUUGAAGACGGUGUCUACCGGCCGGAAUGGCCUCGGCGCCUUCAUCCUGCAAUGCAGGAAGAUGGACUUCCACUACUGCGACUGGGCCGGCAGCUCCAAGGGAAUGAACGGCUUCAUCAAGUCUCAGCUCCCCAAGUUCGCGGCCGCCAACCCCCAGAUCGAGUUCACCGUCUCCCCCCGUCCCUCGAAACACCCGGUCAUCGUCGGCCACUACAUCAACGGCCGCGAAAAGGCCAUCUGCGUGCGGAACAUGGAGCCCCUCGAAAUCCUUAAGAAGGCGGAGUUGCUGCGCGACGCCAGCGGAGAGAAGGUCAAGAGGGUGAACAAGCCGGUGACGAGCAUCAACCCUAGUGUCAGAGGCAUCUGGAGUCCUUACCACGGAAAGGGCAUGACUGUAUAA
Colletotrichum spaethianum is the source of this 414-nucleotide messenger RNA. Its product is annotated as 54S ribosomal protein L51, mitochondrial. The record is from RefSeq and is a predicted model, not a curated record. Gene Ontology annotation, cellular component: mitochondrial large ribosomal subunit. Gene Ontology annotation, biological process: mitochondrial translation. The transcript has 3 exons. The coding region runs from base 1 to 414 and encodes 137 amino acids. NCBI's taxonomy places the organism in Eukaryota, Fungi, Ascomycota, Sordariomycetes, Glomerellales, Glomerellaceae. Gene Ontology annotation, molecular function: structural constituent of ribosome.